This is a messenger RNA of Hevea brasiliensis (rubber tree), 906 nucleotides long. RefSeq names its product squalene monooxygenase SE1-like. The record is from RefSeq and is a predicted model, not a curated record. The coding region runs from base 1 to 906 and encodes 301 amino acids. Gene Ontology annotation, cellular component: endoplasmic reticulum; membrane. Gene Ontology annotation, biological process: sterol biosynthetic process. Lineage: Eukaryota; Viridiplantae; Streptophyta; Magnoliopsida; Malpighiales; Euphorbiaceae. The transcript has 6 exons. Gene Ontology annotation, molecular function: squalene monooxygenase activity; FAD binding.
AUGACACAGCUACUCUGUCAGGUUACUGGAGCUAUGCCUCAGCCACAGCCGCCUCCACCUCCACAGUCACAACCACCUCCACCACUACCACCACCAAUACAGCCACCACCGCCCCCACAACCACAACCUGUACACAGAUCUCCACUAGAAAGACUGUGGAAGUAUGGGGUAGUUGACUUCAGAGGUAAGAGAGAUGAUGAUCCAGCCGUAGCAGAAUCGACAAGAAUGAAGAAAACUAAAGAAUCAAGGGAAAAUGUCAGAGAUGAAGUUGUGAAGAGCUCAGAACAAGUGUUAUACCAGUCGGAGAAUGCCAUGAAUACUAAUAUUAUUAUAGUUGGAGCAGGUGUUGUUGGGUCAGCUCUUGCUUACACUCUUGGCAAGGAUGGACGGAGAGUGCAUGUGAUUGAAAGAAACCUCACUCUGCCUGACAGAAUUGUUGGAGAACUUCUGCAACCUGGGGGUUACCUAAAAUUAAUUGAGUUGGGCCUAGAAGAUUGUGUAGAAGAAAUUGAUGCUCAACAGGUAUUUGGAUAUGCUCUUUACAAAAAUGGGAGAAGUACUAAACUAUCAUAUCCCUUGCAAAACUUCGAUCAAGAUGUGGCUGGAAGAAGUUUUCACAACGGACGUUUCAUUCAAAGAAUGCGCGAAAAAGCUGCAUCUUUACCUAAUGUAAGACUGGAGGAAGGGACAGUAACAGCCCUACUUGAAGUGGAGGGGACAGUCAAGGGUGUGCAGUACAAAACUAAAAUUGGUCAAGAACUUACUACUUAUGCUCCACUCACAAUAGUUGAUAUCCCCUCUUGUUUUGUGGCAUUGAUCAUAAAGAAUUGUGAACUUCCAUACCCAAAUCACGGACAUGUUAUUCUGGCAGACCCUUUCAUGGCUAUUGAUUCCACCGAAAAUUAA